This is a messenger RNA of Mycena indigotica, 912 nucleotides long. RefSeq lists its product as uncharacterized. The record is from RefSeq and is a predicted model, not a curated record. NCBI's taxonomy places the organism in Eukaryota, Fungi, Basidiomycota, Agaricomycetes, Agaricales, Mycenaceae. The transcript has 3 exons. Bases 112 to 912 code for a protein of 266 amino acids.
UAUGUGGGUCCCAGAAACAGCAAAUGCCCAAACGGGGUUAGCGCACGUCUUACCCUCAAAUUAUUGUCUCGGACACAUAAUAAGAAUGCCGCCUCGUGUCAAGGCUUGUCUAUGUCCUCCCACCAUAUACCCCGCCAUGCCUUUGCUUGUACCCCGACCACUGCCGCUUAUGUUGACGACUUUCCGCCGUGGGCGCCGGUGUUGCAAACGCUGCCGACCGAUGUAGAUGCUGCUUCGAGUGUCUGGAUCGAGCCUCUGGGAGAAGAGAGAGCCCACCGUGUACCGUGGCUGGAUGAUGUCCUGUUGGAGUUUGACGCGAAUCUUUUGGCAACACUUGCACUCGAUGAGCAACUGCUUUACUUUCCUGAAGAGGCCUUUGCCGAUGUCUGUUGGGCCGCUGCGGUGCUCGAGCCAGAACCAGAAUCACCCCGCGCUUCGAUUCAAGAGCGAUUAAUGGCAUCGCCUCUUUCGAGUCACGCCGAACUGGAAAACGAGGAUAACGAUGUUGACGAUGUUGACUUUACCCCAGCACCACCAUACAUGGCCCCCACAUUCUCCGCCGUCGACGAGCACAACCGACUUGUUGGAACACCCUUUGCAGAGUCGUUCAGCCGCGAUUUCGCUCCACUUCGCCGCAGAGAUGUUGUGGCUAAGUACAACGACCCCAUGCGGAUCGAUCCCUUCCCGCGAGACCUGCAGCCCAACACCAGCCUCGACGCCGCCGCCGCAUUAUUGAUGCUCCAACCCUCGCCCCAGUCGUUUUGGCAGGUCAGCGGGACAGUCGGCGUUGGCACGGGCGAUGGCAUGCCGAUUGGCGCUUACCCAAUCCGCUCGACCCCCAAAGCGUCUAGCCGCUUCCUCGCUUAUCUCACAAGCAGACCGCAUUCCCCGCCACCACCGGUGCGCGUGUAG